This is a messenger RNA of Catharus ustulatus (Swainson's thrush), 2667 nucleotides long. RefSeq names its product symplekin-like. The record is from RefSeq and is a predicted model, not a curated record. Lineage: Eukaryota; Metazoa; Chordata; Aves; Passeriformes; Turdidae. Gene Ontology annotation, cellular component: mRNA cleavage and polyadenylation specificity factor complex. The coding region runs from base 1 to 2667 and encodes 888 amino acids. The transcript is spliced from 20 exons.
AUGUCCCUCAGGACCCUCGCUGUCCCCACAGAGCCACCCCUGGGCGAGGAUGACGAGGACAAGGACCUGGAGGCGCCGGCCGUGGCCGUGGCCAAAGUGGCCGGAGCGGCCGCGGGACCCUCGGACACCGACAUCACCGCGGAGUUCCUGCAGCCACUGCUGACCCCUGAGAACGUGGCCAACCUGGUGCUGAUCAGCAUGGUGUACCUGCCCGAGGCCAUGCCUGCCUCCUUCCAGGCCACCUACACGCCGGUGGAGUCGGCCGGCACCGAGGCGCAGAUCAAGCACCUGGCGCGGCUCAUGGCCACGCAGAUGACGGCGGCGGGGCUGGGGCCAGGUGUGGAGCAGACCAAGCUGCUGCGGGAGGAGCCCAAGGAGGAGAAGGUGGCCAAACCGGACGGCGUGGUGGUCAUCAAGCGGCGCCUGUCGGCCCUGGGCCAGGGCCAGGCCAUCGCCGUGCUGGGCGCCCACGGCUCGGCCGCCGGGCUGCUGGACGAGACCCCCCAGGCCAAGCGCCGGCCCGAGCCCAUCAUGCCGGCCACGCAGCCACGCCUGGCAGGUGCCGGGGGCCGUAAGAAGGUGUUCCGGCUCAGCGAGGUGCUGAAGCCGCUCAGCGAGGUGCAGGUGGAGAAGCUCAAGCUCGGCGCCGUGCGGAGAAUCCUGCGCUCCGAGAGGGCCGUGGCGGCCAGCGGGGCUGCCCAGGCCCGAGUGAAGAUCCUGGCCUCGCUGGUGACGCAGUUCGAGGUGCCCCUCAAGGGCGAGGUGCUCUCCUUCAUCCUGGACGACGUGCGCGGGCGCCUGGACCUGGCGUUCGCGUGGCUGUUCCAGGAGUACAACGCGCACCUGGCGCGCGGCGGCGCCGGCGGCCUGGAGCGCUACGACGAGUGCCUGAUCGGGCUGCUGGCCGGGCUGCAGGAGAAACCCGACCAGAAGGACGGGAUCUUCACCAAGGUGGUGCUGGAGGCGCCGCUGAUCACCGAGAGCGCCCUGGAGGUGAUCCGGAAAUACUGCGAGGACGAGAGCCGCGCGUACCUGGGCAUGGCCACGCUGCGGGAGCUGAUCGCCAAGCGCCCCUCGCGGCAGUUCCAGUACCUGCACGUGCUGCUGGACCUCAGCUCCCACGAGAAGGACAAGGUGCGGCAGCAGGCGCUGCUGUUCAUCAAGCGCAUGUACGAGAAGGAGCAGCUGCGCGAGUACGUGGAGAAGUUCGCGCUCAAUUACCUGCAGCUGCUGGUGCACCCCAACCCCCCCUCGGUGCUGUUUGGGGCUGACAAGGACACAGAGGUGGCAGCCCCCUGGACAGAGGAGACCAUCAAGCAGUGCCUGUACCUGUACCUGGCCCUGCUGCCCCACAACCACAAGCUGAUCCAUGAACUCGCCUCCGUCUACACCGAGGCCAUCGCCGACAUCAAGCGCACCGUGCUCAGGGUCAUCGAGCAGCCGAUCCGUGGCAUGGGCAUGAACUCCCCCGAGCUGCUGCUGCUGGUGGAGAACUGCCCCAAGGGCGCCGAGACGCUGGUGACACGCUGCCUGCACAGCCUGACGGACAAAGUGCCGCCCUCCCCCGAGCUGGUCAAGCGCGUCCGGGACCUUUACCACAAGCGGCUGCCGGACGUCCGCUUCCUGAUCCCCGUCCUCAACGGGCUGGAGAAGAAAGAGGUGAUCCAGGCGCUGCCCAAGCUGAUCAAACUGAACCCCAUCGUGGUGAAGGAGGUGUUCAACCGGCUGCUGGGGACACAGCACGGUGACGGCGCCUCGGCCGUGUCCCCCCUGAACCCCGGGGAGCUCCUGAUCGCCCUGCACAACAUCGACUCCUCCAAGUGUGACAUGAAAUCCAUCAUCAAAGCCACCAACCUGUGCUUUGCCGAGCGGAACGUGUACACGUCGGAGGUGCUGGCGGUGGUGAUGCAGCAGCUGAUGGAGCAGAGCCCGCUGCCCAUGCUGCUGAUGCGCACGGUGAUCCAGGCGCUGACCAUGUACCCGCGCCUGGGGGGCUUCGUCAUGAACAUCCUGUCCAGGCUCAUCAUGAAACAGGUGUGGAAGUACCCCAAGGUGUGGGAGGGGUUCAUCAAGUGCUGCCAGCGCACGAAGCCGCAGUCCUUCCAGGUGAUCCUGCAGCUGCCCCCGCCCCAGCUCGGCGCCGUCUUCGACAAGUGCCCGGAGCUGCGCGAGCCCCUGCUGAGCCACGUGCGCGCCCUCACCCCACACCAGCAAGCGCACAUCCCGCUGUCCACCAUGGCCAUCCUGGAGGCCACCACGCGCCACGAGCCCGAGGGGACACCUGGAGAGGAGAAGCCCCCCAAACGUGCGAGCGAGGAGGAGCCCAAGGCCAAGGGGGCGCCCCCAGCCCCGGGGGGGGGUCCCAGCUCGGGCUCCUCCCCCUCAGAAGCCCCCCAGGAUUUGGGGGGGUCGGAGCUGGAGCCCCCCUCCAUCUUCAUCAGCGUCCCCGAGGAUGAGGAGAGCUCGGGGGGAGGGGACGCGUCCCCCCCCGACGCCGCCCUCGAUGUCCCCAAGGACCCCCCCGCGGGCACGGAGCCCCCCCAGACCCUGCCCCCCCCCGGCGAGGCCCCCCCCGGCAGCCCCCCCUCGUCGGAGCCGCCCCCCCCCGGCACCCAGAGCCCCGAGGGGCCCCCGGGGGGGGUCCCCGAUGUCCCCACCGAGGGCUGA